Molecule: messenger RNA, 530 nt
Organism: Stegodyphus dumicola
Lineage: Eukaryota; Metazoa; Arthropoda; Arachnida; Araneae; Eresidae
Product: U24-ctenitoxin-Pn1a-like
Biological process (GO): cell-matrix adhesion
Cellular component (GO): basement membrane
Source: RefSeq, a predicted model, not a curated record
UUUCAGAGACUAGGAGACUGAGAUCAAACAGCAAAUAUGAAGUGCGCCAUUUUCCUUUUGCUUGUCGUCGUGGCUGUAGCUCUUGCUAGGCCUAAGAGUGACUGCGAAAAACACCGAGAGCAAGCUGAGAAAAUAGGGACUAUCAUGAAGCUUAUCCCCAAAUGCAAGGAGAACGGAGACUACGAAGAACUGCAGUGCUACAAGGACAGCAAGUUCUGCGUCUGCUACGACAAGAAAGGACACGCUGCUAGCCCUAUCUCCACCAAGAUCAAGGAAUGCGGGUGCUACCUUAGGAGGAAGCAGAAGAUCGACAGCAACCACGAGAAUGCCUACAUUCCUCAGUGCGAAGAUGAUGGUAGCUGGGCUAAGAAACAAUGCUGGGAUUACAACAACAGCUGCUGGUGUGUAGAUAAGGAUGGCCAACAGGUCGGAGAUAUCGUUUCUGAGAGAACUGAACUGAACUGCGACUAAUUUCAUGUUUGUAUCUCACUCUGUGAAUAAAUAAAGUUUUGAAAAGGGCAAAAAGUAAA